CGGGCACCGAGUCAACUGGCGGAACAGCGGGCAUCGAGUCAACUGGCGGAACAGCAGGCACCGAGUCGUCUGGCAAGACUGCGGGCACCGAGUCGUCUGGCAAGACUGCGGGCACCGAGUCGUCUGGCAAGACUGCGGGCACCGAGUCGUCUGGCAAGACUGCGGGCACCGAGUCGUCUGGCAAGACUGCGGGGCAUCGAGUCAACUGGCAAGACUGCGGGCAUCGAGUCAACUGGCAUGGGAACAGCGGGCACUGAGUCGUCUGGCAAGACUGCGGGCACCGAGUCGUCUGGCAAGACUGCGGCACCGAGUCGUCUGCAAGACUGCGGGCACCGAGUCAACAUGGCGGAACAGCGGGCAUCGAGUCAACUGGCGGGACUGCGGGCACCGAGUCGUCUGGCAAGGCUGCGGGCACCGAGUCGUCUGGCAAGAACUGCGGGGCACCGAGUCGUCUGGCAAGACAGUGGGCUCCGAGUCAACAGUGCACGACAGUGGGCACCGGGUCAUCAGGCUGAGGAGAGGCUU
Staurois parvus is the source of this 525-nucleotide messenger RNA. NCBI's taxonomy places the organism in Eukaryota, Metazoa, Chordata, Amphibia, Anura, Ranidae. The record is from the annotation of a GenBank genome assembly.